AAGACCUAUACUGAGAGUGGGAUUGAGACCGCGUAAACUUCACGGACCUUCCAAUACAAAGAAGAUGGAGAACAUUUCUAUGUCUACGGAGCAGCUACAGCAGUUGGUGACGUCACUUACGGCCGCAGCUCUUCAAGCCGCAGCUGGCGGUGUCAGGACUACAACGGCAUCAUUUGCUAACGUGUCAUUUUCCUAUGACGGCACUAGGGAAUCUAUACGCUUGGAAGAGUUUUUAUCAGCCGCAUCAGUAUAUAAAAAGGUUAAUGGCAUGUCGGACGAGGCUGCUAUUAUGAGUCUUCCUCUGGUGUUGAAAGGUGAAGCUUCUACGUGGUGGCAAGGAGUGAAAGAUAAUAUUACCUGUUGGACCGACUUCGAGGCAAGAUUGCGUCACGCUUUUGCACCGAAGAUAUCUGGCGUCCAAAUAUUCCAGGAAGUAUUUUCACGCAAGCAACCGUCGGAUAUGCUGACAGAAACGUUUAUCGCAAAGAACAGAGCCCUGUUGACCCAGCUACGAUCACCGGGUUUGACAGAGGAAUUACAAAUAGAUGCUAUUCAUGGUCAGUUGCACAUUAAUAUUCGCGAGAGAAUACCACGUGACUCAGUGAUGACAUUCGACCAGCUGCUAACUGCUGCUAGGAAUGUUGAACAGGUGCUACGUGAGAAGUCUUCAUCAGUUUUGUGUAAAGACCAAUUCGAAAAGCAAACUGGGCAAACCAAAAAGAAACAGCGCUGUGAGUACUGUCGUGCUACGGGCCAUACCGUUGAGGAAUGUCGAAAAAGACUGAAGCAAAUGGGUGAAACACAACAACCUCCUAAAGAGAUUAAAACGGAGUCUACCCAAGCGCCGUCACCAAGUAUGUCGACUCUCUACUGCUACGGAUGUGGAAUGCCUGGUUACACACGAAGCAAAUGCCCUAAGUGUAAAGAAGCUCAACCAAUCAAGAUGGAGAAAACUGGGUUUUGCGCGCUAGACAUCAACUUAGACGCCCGCCCGAGAAUGCAGGUGGGGAUUGCCAUCUUUGAUGUUAUUGGCACAGCAUUUGUCGACCCCUGCGCUAAAUCCAGUGUGGCUUCCUAUCAACUGUACAAGUGCUUAAAGCAAAGACAAUGUAGCUUUGCUCGACAAACUGCUAAUAUAACCAUGGCAGACGGCUUGAAACGACGAGAAGAAGUCUUGUCCAUUACAGUGCCAGUCAAAAUUUGUGAUCGGAGUGUACCCACAACCUUUGUAGUACUUCCACAUGCUAAGGAAAAUAAAACGUUGCUGGGUAUGGGGUUCAUAGAAGAUGCAGGCAUGGUCCUCAACAUACCUCAACGUUCCUGGAAUUUUGUGGAACGUCCAGGAGUUAAUUAUGAUUUCAUCGUGGAAGGACCUGAUAGCGUAUCAUUGGCCCAGUUUGAGCCCGACUUACACCCAGAUGUCGUGUCUAGGCACACCAACCCGACAUACGGUUAUGAACCCAAGGUUGCAGCUCAUGAUACAUUUGAUGGGUACGUACCGGAGCCACACCAUAUGGAUUAUAUGUUCGCGGAUGCGGUAAAGGCGAUUGAAGAAACCGAAGUUACCCUGUCGCCAAAUUCUGAAGCGCUAUUCACGGGCUACACUGCUGAUGACAUUGACCUGUGUACAUUAGACAUCGGGACAGUCAAAAUGGGAACUCUGAAUGAUGAACAGAAAAGCCGUAUAGAAGGGGUCAUAAUGAAGAGUAAGGAGUCCGAAGGGAACAGUUGA
Cydia fagiglandana is the source of this 1732-nucleotide messenger RNA. RefSeq lists its product as uncharacterized. The record is from RefSeq and is a predicted model, not a curated record. Gene Ontology annotation, molecular function: zinc ion binding; nucleic acid binding. The coding region runs from base 65 to 1732 and encodes 555 amino acids. NCBI's taxonomy places the organism in Eukaryota, Metazoa, Arthropoda, Insecta, Lepidoptera, Tortricidae. The transcript is spliced from 2 exons.